AUGGUGAGCAACCGGGCUUCCCUGUGCAGGGUUAGCUUUCGAAUCCUGGAGCUGCCCCCGCACCUCACCUGGAAGCUGCUCUUCCUGCGGGGGCCGCUCUACCGCAACCUGCUGCGCUCGCCCAACCCCGAAGGCAUCAACAUUUACGAGCCAGCGCCCCCUACGGGUCCCACCCAGCAACCCCUGGAGACUCUGGGCAAUUUCCGAGGCUGGCACAUUAGGACUGAGAAGCUCCAGCAGGGCCUCAGCUGGACGGUGAAGCAGCAGUGUGUGGACCUUCUGGCCGAGGGCUUGUGGGAGGAGCUGCUCGAUGAUGAGCAGCCACACAUCACGGUCAUGGACUGGUAUGAGGACAGCCGACUGGAUGCAUGUGUGUAUGAGCUGCACGUCUGGCUGCUGGCAGCUGACCGCCGCACAGUCAUCGCCCAGCACCACGUGGCCCCCCAGACCUGUGGGAGAGGCCCCCCCGGCCGCUGGGUCCAGGUGAGACUCCCUACCCCGGCUGCCACCUGUACACAUGCUUUCGUGUCCCAAGACCUCACAGAGGGAGGAGAGCAGGGUUUACGGGUCCCUACUAAGAACUUCUUCCUGACCCUGGUGCUGCCCCAGGUGUCCCACAUAUUCCACCAGUACGGCCCCGGCGUCUGCUUUGUCCACUUCUUGCGCAAGACCAAGAACCAGAUGGAGCACGGUGGGCUGCGGCGGACGAGGGUGACCGACUCCUCCGUGUCUGUGCAGUUCAGGGAGUGACUGGCUGGGUCCCGGCCCGUUCUGACCCCUUGUCUUAUCCAUCCACCCCUUGACACCUCCCUGAGCCCUUAGCAUCUUCUUGUUCCUUUAUCACUUCUGACAUCUUAGCAUCUCUCUGACCCCACAGCAGCUCCCUGACCCUUAGAAGUCCCUAACCCUUAGCAGCUCCUUGACCCUUAAGUUCCACCAUGUUCCCUGAGCACCUCCCUGCUCCCUUUAGACUUUUGUGACCCCUCAGCUGCUCUUGGAUCAUGUACUACCUCCUAAGCCCUGUAAUCCUGCCUGGCUCUUCGUUUCUCAUUUGACAUCUUCACACAUCUUUGAAGGUCUGACUCUGUGGCAGUUUCCAUGAGGGCAGCAGCCACUUCUUCCUGAGCCAGUGCUUGACAGAUAGUAGGGGUCAAUGCAGCUCUGUUGACUGAAUGAAUAAAUACAUGGGCCCAAGGAUGUUGACUAUUCCAUGGUGUUUGCUCCUUAGAACCUCACCAAGGGACUUCCCUGAUGGUCCAGUGGUUAAGAGUCUGCACUUCCACUGCAGGGGGCAUGGGUUCGAUCCCUGGUGGGGGAACUAAGAGACCACAUGCGGUGUGACUCGGCCAAAAAAAACCAAAAACAAAACAAGAACUUCACUGAGUUCAUUUCCCACCUUCCCACUUGCACAUCCUCUAAUCCUUGUCCUCCAGUGCCUCCUUUGACCUCUGAUCUCCUCACAUAUCCCCAGUUUAUGGCCUCGUAGCAUCUCCACUUCCCUCUUCUCCAGUGUCUCUUAACUCUCAGAAUCUCCCCGGAUUGCCUUCCUCCCUCCAAUCCCAAGGUAUCAUCCCCCCAGAGCUGUCCCCCUACUUCUUCUCCCCUCAAGACCCUUCAUUUCUCUUCUCUCACUCCU
Molecule: messenger RNA, 1636 nt
Organism: Hippopotamus amphibius kiboko
Lineage: Eukaryota; Metazoa; Chordata; Mammalia; Artiodactyla; Hippopotamidae
Product: F-box only protein 50-like
Exons: 5
Coding region: 1-750 (249 amino acids)
Biological process (GO): SCF-dependent proteasomal ubiquitin-dependent protein catabolic process; glycoprotein catabolic process
Cellular component (GO): SCF ubiquitin ligase complex; cytoplasm
Molecular function (GO): ubiquitin protein ligase activity
Source: RefSeq, a predicted model, not a curated record